Molecule: messenger RNA, 2360 nt
Organism: Photinus pyralis (common eastern firefly)
Lineage: Eukaryota; Metazoa; Arthropoda; Insecta; Coleoptera; Lampyridae
Gene: Naus
Exons: 6
Coding region: 229-1803 (524 amino acids)
Source: RefSeq, a predicted model, not a curated record
UAACAAAAAAAAUCAGCUGUGCCUUAGGUGUUUAAAAUACAUAUAAUCGAUUUUUUAGUUGAAUAACCUAUAUUUGUGUUUUUAUGUAAAAAGUGUAGUUUUUUGAAUGCCGAUAAGGGAGGCAAUAAUGCAAUGCAUUGAAACGUUACAUAUAGAUCCUGGCGUUUUGUAGCAACAGUUCACCCUAAAAGUUAGGGGGUUAAAAACGCCGGAGAAGCAACAUUCAAUAUGGCUUCUAACAACAAUCAGAAUGGUUGGUUGAGCGGUCUUGGAAUCGGGUUCGGGCCCCCUUUAAGCUCCGUUCCCGAACAGCAAAGCAGUUCAACAUCAGACAUGAACCAAUUUGAACAAUUAGAUCGUUCUAAUGCAGGCAGCAACACAUUAAAGAGAAAUCCGAAGAUGGAACUUACAAAAACUGACUUACUGAAACUUCUAACCUACUUUGAAGGAGAAAUACAAGCUCGUGAUAUUACAAUUGCAGCACUAAAGUCGGAAAGGUUAAAACAAGUGGUCAAUGUUGGACGAUAUCGGCCGAUAGUAAUGACAGAUCCGUACACGGCAUUGCUGCGGGACAGCAUUGCAGAUAGUACCUCAUCGAAACCGCCUCAUAGUGAAAAAGACAUGGCAGCUGCGGCCGAACAGCAACUGCAGGCGUUGGAGCAGCUGGCUCUGCAACAACGUCGCGCGCACCAACACAUGGUAAACAUAUUAAAAGAUGCCGAAGUUAAACAUAAAAAGGUAAUUCAAGAACUAGAGGAAGAAAAAUGUAAACACGAACACGAUACAGCUCAGGGUGAUGAUAUUACUUACGGUUUAGAAAUGGAACGCACUCGUUUAAGGCAGGAAUUAGAAAUGGAACGCACGGCUCGUAAAAAAUUGGAGAAGGAAUUGAAGAGGCAAGUGGAUUUAGCGGACGAAGAGAAAGCUAGACAAAAACAGAUAGUAUUAUUAUUAAUAGCGGAACGUAAAAAAAUUAUCGUUAAAUAUAUUGAGGAGAGAAAACGAAGCGAAGAUCUGGCGCAAAUUUUAUCGGAGGAGAAAUCUCGCAUAGACACCAUGGCAGAGGGGUUGGAAGAGGAAAGCAAGAAAUCAUUACAGAUGGAAGCCGAACUUGAGAAACAAGUUCAUAUUUUUGAAGCGGACAAAAAAUCGUUAAAGUCUGCGUUGGCAACUAGAGAGACUAGGUGUCAGGAGUUGGAGGCUGAAGUACAAAAAUGGCGGACAGAGUGUGAGGUUUUGUGUAGAUUGCGUGAUCCUGUCGAUUCGACUGCUUCAAUGUCGAGUAGCGUCGCCAAAGUUGUUCAGCCUACGGCUACAGUUUCUAGUGUUCCUGUCUCUGGUCCUACGACAGGUGUAGCCCAGUCAGUUACACCGGGACAAAGUAGUCGGCAGUCUUCUAGUGCAGUUACAAGUUCUUCCAAGCUAGCGUCCGUUUCCCAAGCGGGCACGCCACAAUCUAGGACGCCCGCAAAACUAGGUUUUCACACGUCGUACACGCAAAGCCCACCUCCGCAGACGCCGCCAAAAAAGAGUGUGGUGGUUGGUAGAGGCGUUCCCCCACCGAUCCCACCUAAUAAACCUGUCAUUCCAAAUAAACAGACGCCCGCGCGGCGUCCGGAAAGUUCGGAUACCGAGAAAAAGAAGCAACCACCUCCUGCCGCAUCUGUAAAGGAACCUAUAAAUCCUGGCACAUCGUCCUCCGAAUCUGGACAUAUUACUUCUACUACGGGUAUUGAAAUGUGUCAGGAACUGACCGAUUUUCAACAAAUGUUUGUUACACUGGCAACUAGCAAUAAUACUUAAUAACAUCAUUCUUGCUCGAUUAUUUGUUACUAAUAAUAAAUGAUAUUCAGAAAUAAUAAGUAAAAAUGUUAGCUAGCUGGGGCUAGUGCAACACACUCCUGCAGCUGACUGGUCUCACAGCCCGUUUCUUAUGUGAUACUGUUUACUAAAUUUAAACUAAACCAAUCUUUAGCCACAAUUUAUUGGAUUUAUUUUUAUACCGUUCCCUUGUGUAUUGUCUUAAGUAGAUUAGGACAGUAUAUUCUCAGGGCCUGCAGCCCAGUGAUUGUGUUGUGUGACUUACUGUAAGCCUAUUAUAGGUUAAUUGAAUUAUGUGUAAACUGUGAAGGAACUAGUCCGUAGUAUAGCCUAGCAUUGGCAGAGAGGCCAAGUGUCUGUUCACAAUCUAUUAAAUAAAUUUAGAGCUUACGUUCCACGAUGAAAGUUUGUGUUUUAUUGGCCCUAUGUACAUUCUCAAAUGUAAGAAGUAUUCAUACAUUGUAAGUAUCUACAAAUUUGUUUAUACAUGAACGUGUUUUGUUAUGUGCUUAAUUAGAAAGUAAAUUGAUUAUGAAGUU